UGUCAAUCUUGUUCACAUGUGAGUUUGACAUGAAAUUCACGUGAGUCUGUAAGUUUUCCCCAAGAGUCGUCGGCYAUGAAACUCCAAAUCAUAAUAAUCACGAUUCUAACUCAACCAACUUGGUUGUUUCAUUUUGACGGCCCUCCAUUACCUGAUAAGGCUUUCAUUCCUGUUUGGAAUAGUCCAACGUUCUCUUGUAAAGCCACAUGGAAUGUUAGCUUGAAUUUAGAGGAAUAUGGUAUUGUGGUGAACAAUAAGCAAAAGUGGUUUGGAGAAUUUAUGGUUAUUCUGUACGCAGACGUUGGACUGUGGCCUUUUUAUAAUACAAAGUACGAAGCUAUUAAUGGAGGACUUCCACAGCUGGGGGAUUUGAAUGCUCAUCUUGCUAAGCUAGCUAAAGACAUCGAAGWGAGAAUUCCUGAUAAAGACCACCAAGGACUUGCUGUCAUCGACUGGGAGGAUUGGAGACCAAUAUACGAUAGGAACUGGGGCGUGAUGACUGUUUAUAGAAUAAAGUCAGAAAAGAUAGUCCAACUUCAACACCCGUCAUGGAACAGAACAGAAGUAGUCAACGAAGCGAGAAGACAAUUUGAAAAGGCAGCCAAAGAUUACAUGCUCAGCUCGAUUCAACUUGGACGCAAAAUGCGCCCCAAAGCACUAUGGGGCUAUUAUGGUUUUCCUCGUUGCUAUAACACCAAGAACAACACAAAUUGUAGCGAGGAAACGAGAGAAUUUAAUAACCAAUUAUUGUGGCUUUUCAAUGCAAGUACGGUUAUUUUGCCGUCAAUUUAUUUACAUGCUAAGGUUAGGUCCGACCCCUUUGCCUUUGACUACGCCAGAGGAAAUAUACUGGAGGCCGUACGAGUAGCCAAUAUGGUGGAAAACUCCCCUCUUCCUGUGUUCCCGUACGUCAGGGUGGUAUAUAGCUACUCGGAYAUCUUCCUAAAUAAGGAAGACAUGUUCGCUACAGUUACCCAAUCAGCCGAGCUUGGCACAUCCGGGGUAAUCAUCUGGGGGUCCUCCUCUGACCAAAGUGAAGAAUUCUGCAUCCAGCUACGGAACUACAUAGACGAAUUCUUUGGUCCUUUAGUCCGUACUUUAUCGAAUGUAGCACAAGAGUGUUCAAUGCAAUAUUGUUCCUCACACGGCAGAUGUCGGUUUAAAUUCAAUCCUGAGCCUCAACAUAGUUUACCAAAGAAACAGUUGAUGGACUUACAGAGACGAUGGAGUUUUGUAAAGUGUGUGUGUGACAGGGGAUGGGAGGGUAAGAGCUGUGAUGAGCCAAAGGUCUUUUAGAUAAAAACAGAAUAUUCACUAGAAAAUGGCGAGGAAGAUGAAAUUGAAACGUGCUACGCAACGAUCAUUCACUUUGAGUCGUGGGUCUCUAAAGGCCCAUUUACUCUUGCGGUUUUUGCAGCGUGAUAAUCGYCACUUUGCUAUUGCGCAACUGAAAUAGUACGUGUAAACAGCCCUGCGAUUGUUGCAAAGUUGCAGCCAAAUUUCGAAACUCAGGCGAUGGUCGCGAGAUCGCGAUGCAAAAAUCGCAAGUGUAAACRCGCCUUAAGUGAAAGGAGGGAAAGUUUUGAAUUCGUAGUUCAAGAAACACGGUUAUGGAAAAAUAAAUAGCAAGUUAAUGGUA
Exaiptasia diaphana is the source of this 1639-nucleotide messenger RNA. RefSeq names its product hyaluronidase. Bases 76 to 1296 code for a protein of 406 amino acids. Gene Ontology annotation, molecular function: hyalurononglucosaminidase activity. NCBI's taxonomy places the organism in Eukaryota, Metazoa, Cnidaria, Anthozoa, Actiniaria, Aiptasiidae. The record is from RefSeq and is a predicted model, not a curated record. Gene Ontology annotation, biological process: carbohydrate metabolic process; hyaluronan catabolic process. The transcript is spliced from 4 exons.